AAAUAAAGAAAAAUGUUACCACUUAACCACCGAAAGUUUUCACAGACCCUAAUUUUGUACCGCCAAAUUUCAGAAUUUCUCAAAAUAACCAGUCUAAUAUUGAGUCUCCCUAUUUUUAAAAAAAUAAAAUCAAUGGAUCAACCUCCCCCCAAUUCAUUAUCUAAAAGUUGGUCGUGUGCUGUCGAUUCCAACAACAUUUCUAAUAAAAACAAUUUUCAUCAUCGUCCAUCGGCUUUGAGUGCUGUCAGUUCUCGACUUCCUUCCUUCGAUGGCUUUCAACUUUCCCCAAUUGAAGAUUUUAAUUUUGACCCAAAUGAUAGGCAAUAUUUAUUUUGUUGUGGAAAGGGCCAUUCUACUAUUGGAGUGAAAGUGAUAGCUGGGUAUGUUUUUUAG
Messenger RNA from Meloidogyne enterolobii, 393 nucleotides. Lineage: Eukaryota; Metazoa; Nematoda; Chromadorea; Rhabditida; Meloidogynidae. The record is from the annotation of a GenBank genome assembly.